AUGAGUUUCCAACUGGUUCGUGCCUCACUUUCGGCCGUCCUGUACCCUUCUUUCCUCAUCUUCCAUACGUUGGGAUCAACUUUCGCUGCCCCUACACCUAUAACUAGGCGCACUCUCCUACCACAGUUUUGUUCCGCCACUCACUUCCUAAGGGGAUAUGGUCAAGCAGGUAAACCGGAGGACUUGAAGGAACAGGAACAUGGGUAUAAGAAACAGCUAGUCGAGUUGGUUUCGAUGUUAGAAGAAGGAAUUCAAAAGGUGGUAACUGUGGGUCAUGACUAUGGGUCUCCCCUCGCGGCGAGGUUCUGUGGCUACCACCCAGACGGAGCGCUUGGACUAGUCCUUGCCUCGUUCCCUUACAUGCCGCCCGAAGACAAACCCGUCGAUCCAGACGCUUUAAUCAAGGUCUUCAGGCCUAUACUUGGGUAA
Cantharellus anzutake is the source of this 429-nucleotide messenger RNA. RefSeq lists its product as uncharacterized. The record is from RefSeq and is a predicted model, not a curated record. Bases 1 to 429 code for a protein of 142 amino acids. The transcript has 4 exons. Lineage: Eukaryota; Fungi; Basidiomycota; Agaricomycetes; Cantharellales; Hydnaceae.